CUGUCGUAGAGAAGAGUUGAACAAUUUUUUCGUUACUUUAUUAUAAUUCUUAUAAUUAUUGUUAAAAACUCUUUACUUCGAACAUUUGCUCAUUUUUAUUUUUUAAUUUUUUAAAUAAAAAAUAAUUUUUACUAUAAUUUGAAAAAAAAAAAAAAAUAAAAAAAAAUAUUAUUAAUAAAACGUGCCUUCCCUAUCUUAAUCUUACCAACAUAAAAAUUAUUAAAAAUUAAAAAAAAAAUCGUUACGACACAAAAAUUGACAUUUAUUGUCUAUAUAUUAUACUGAAUGGUGAUAAGAAGUGCUUGGUGCUUGAUUAUACUUAAAACACAAAAAAGUGAUUAGAUUCGAACAAGUCACAAAAAAGAACAGAACACAAAAAAAUAUACAGAUGUUCCAUGUUGCUAAAUAAAUAUAGAUAAAUAUUUUAUCAGUAACAAUCAACUCUUUUUUUGCAAGUUUGAAAAAAAAAAGAGAAAAGUUUCUUGAACGUUAAUCAACAAAAUAAAGAAGAACCUUGUAUUAAAGUGUGUUAAUUGUUUCAAGUUUUAUAUAUGUGAAAAAAAAUAUUUUAAGUUUUUAUGCAAAAAAAAAAUAAUUUUUAAAUAAAUUAAUAAAUAAUAAUCUGAUCAGACGUAAAAAAAAACAAAAUAAAAACAAACUUUGUUGUAUCCACGACAAUUUCUCGUCGUUAUUUAUGCGCCAUUGGUUGAAUAACGCACAAAAAAAAAUAAAAACAAAAAUAUUUACAUCCAAAAGGGCGACACAAAGACAAUUUACUCUUCCAAAAAGACAAGUUGUAUGAUAAUUUCCCCCUAAAUAGCGACAGUUCACCAAAUGCAAAGACAGAAAAUUAUCUAUUUCUAAUUUUAAAAAUAGAUUCAACAACAUGUAAAUGUGUCUCGCACACGUUUUUGAAAUUCUCAACUUUUUUUCGCAUAUAUUAUCAUACCGUACUAAAUAAUAUAUAAUCAAUUCACUCGCUCAGUGGUCAAUGUUUAGUAGUGACUUUCUUGUCUUUCUUGCUAUUUGUGUUAAUUGAAACGUUCAACAAUCAACAAAACGGAGGAAUUUUUUAAAAAUAAAACUUUUAUUGCGGUUUGAGAGAAAGUAAAAGUGCAUUGAGAAAAAUGACACACGGAGCACCGCCAAAGAAACGUCAAAACGGCGAACUGCAUGAUGCGGAAGAUGAUGAAUAUAACGGCAUGGUGAAGCCUCCAGAUGGAGGAUGGGGAUGGAUGGUUGUUUUUGCAUCCUUCGCCAUUCACAUUGUCACUGAUGGAAUGACAUACUCUUUCGGUAUCUUUUACGUGGAAUUUCUGGAUUAUUUUAAUGAAGGCAAAGGUUACACAGCGUGGAUCGCAUCAAUUCUCGUAGGCGUAACGUUAUGUUCAGGUCCCGUUUCAUCUGCCUUUGUGAACCGAUAUGGAUGUCGUCCAGUGACAAUUGCUGGAGCAUUUCUCGGAGGAAUUUGCUUGAUUCUCAGUUGUUUUGCUCAAAAUGUAUUUACGUUGUUUAUAACUAUCGGAUUUGGAGCUGGUUUGGGCUUUGGAUUGAUUUAUUUGCCAGCUAUUGUGAGUGUCACGAUGUAUUUUGAGAAAUAUCGAUCAUUGGCGACGGGAAUUGCCGUCUGUGGAUCAGGCUUUGGCACGAUGAUUUUCGCUCCAAUUACAAAUACGUUGAUCUCGAGUUAUGGAUGGCGAGGUGCUUUAUUGAUCAUUUCGGGAAUUGUUUUUAAUUGUGCCAUAUUUGGAGCGAUGUUCCGACCAUUGGAGCCUGAAAAAAAGAAAAUUCCUUUGCAAGAGAUACGGAAUGGGAAUGGAAUUGAUCAUCAAAGAAGUCAAUCCGAAAAAACUCCCCGCCAAAAGAAACGCAGCACUGGCUCAUAUCUCACGCCAAACUCCGAAGACGAAUUAACGCCCAUGCAACGAUCUCACAGCUUGGGUCACGGUCUUCUCAAGCCAACUUAUCAUCCUGUCGCCAUCAACAACAAUUCCAACGGGAAACUCCACUCCCCGAAUACCGAAGAAACUCUCCGACUGGCAGUUAGCCAACCUUUGCUAAAUGGCGGCAAUCACAUGCUCAAACGUACCGGAAGCGGUAUCAUGUACAAAAAAGAUGUCUUUUAUCGUGGCUCGGUUCACAGCUUGCAUCAACACAAAUCCCCCUCAGAAGUUGGCAGCAUCGACGGACAUCGUUACGGGUCAGUGCAUCACAUGAGAGAUGUAGUAAAAGCUGAAAACGAAUCGGAUAAAAUGUGCGGAUGUAUUCCAUGUUCGCCCGAAACACGCGACACUUUGAAUGAAAUGUUGUCCUUUGGUCUUCUGAGAGAUCCAGUAUUCAUUAUUUUUAGCGUUUCAAACUUCCUCACGAGUAUCGGGUUCAAUAUUCCGUAUGUUUACAUCGCAGCACAAGCGGAAGUUCUUCAGUUGAGCGGCGAUCAGGGCAGUUACUUACUCGCAAUUAUCGGAAUUGCUAAUACCGUUGGUCGUAUCAUCUUGGGAUACUUUUCCGACAAGGAAUAUGUCAAUCGUUUAUUGGUCUAUAAUUUAUGUUUGACCAUUUGUGGAGCUGGAUGUGCCUUAUCAAUCUUCUGCUAUGAUUUUUAUACAAUGGCGUUGUAUGCAUGUGUCUUUGGGUGCACAAUUGGAGCAUAUGUUGGACUUACGUCAGUUAUUCUCGUCGAUUUGUUAGGAUUAGAUAAGUUAACAAACGCAUUUGGGAUUUUGCUCUUGUUCCAAGGCAUCGCGUCAUUUGCCGGACCUCCAAUUGCUGGAUCUCUGUAUGAUUUCACCGGGAAAUAUGAACCUGGAUUUUUACUUGCGGGCGCUUCCAUUGGCUUUAGUGGCCUAAUUUUGUUCUCGAUCCCACCACUUCAGAGAUAUCUGGCGAAGAAACAACGUGCAACGAAUCACGUAUCGGCAGCAAUUAAUCUAUAGGGAUUUCUUUACUAUUUUUACUAAGCAGUACUCAAAGAAUUUAUUUUUUAAUACAAUGAUAAGUCCAAAGUUAGCGCAAAGAAUUUAAAAUUUAAAAAAAAAUAAUGGAAAUUGUUGAGUUGUAAAAUUGGUUUAUAAAUGAAUGAUGAAAGAUGUACCUUUUUUAUGAGAAUUUAUUUAAUAAAAUAUAGAAAAAUAUUA
Molecule: messenger RNA, 3137 nt
Organism: Culicoides brevitarsis
Lineage: Eukaryota; Metazoa; Arthropoda; Insecta; Diptera; Ceratopogonidae
Gene: Mct1
Product: monocarboxylate transporter 12
Exons: 7
Coding region: 1128-2936 (602 amino acids)
Biological process (GO): transmembrane transport; monocarboxylic acid transport
Cellular component (GO): membrane
Molecular function (GO): monocarboxylic acid transmembrane transporter activity
Source: RefSeq, a predicted model, not a curated record